CUUAAUUUUUAUUUCUUUAAACAAAUAACAUAAGCAUCCAGUUGAUAAAUAGAAACUCUCCUAAUGAAUCUUUAAUUAAUUGCUAAUUAGCAAUACAGACAAUUUGUAUAUAUGUAUAUAUAUUUGAUCCCGUUCCUUACUGUCUGGUCAAUAUUUUACCUUUCUCGGCCAAGGUAUGUCCAACGUCUAAAAACGGUCAUUACCAAAACAAAUACAAAUGAUUUAAAAUAUUUUUAAAAUCUCCAUUCUGUGUUAAGUUUCACCCCAAAAAAUGGUAUGUAAACACAAUAUAACUAAAACAAUGAAUGAACAAUAUAUGCUUGUGAAACAUAGGGAAGUAAAUUAUAUAGAAUAUGGAAAUUUCAAGUACAAUGUAAGGAGGUUAUUUUUAUACAAACGGAAAUUCAUCGAAAACCUGCUACAUAUAUAUCUUCCCGAAGUACAGGAAAAUGAAUAAACGAUAUUCAGCGAUACCCAUCGUCAUGGUUUUCAGUGAACAUGAAAUGGUUUCUCAGCACAAACGCUAUGAUGCAAUCAUCAUCUACAGCCGUCAAGACAAGGAAAAGGCUAUCACACUUCUAACGAGGUUGAAAGACGUCAUAGGCAACGAAGCAGGACUCCAUGUUGCUCUCUUUGAUGACCCUCAUUUCUCCUGUCUGGAGGAGGCAUUACAUGCUAGUUCUAUUGCAUUUUUGCUCCUGACCAAAGACUUCUGCGAGAACGAUUGGCCUUCGUUAUGCAACAACAUAAUGUUUGCUCAGACGCUAUAUACACAAAGACCUUGCACUAUCACUCCAGUUGUCCUUCCUAACAAGUUUGAAGAUCAUGUCAAAAUUCCAAUGGGAUUAAAAUGCAUAAAACAAUUUCGACUGGAUUUUGAAGAUGAACUUGUGAAAAAGAGUGUGACAAGAAUUUUUAAUGUAAAAGUUAGGGAGUGAAUCUCAAGCAUGAAUUUAGCGUUAUGAUUAACGCAUUGAAAUAAUAUCAAAAUGGCGGCUCGUUGGGCAUUGUUAAUUUCAAGAAAAUGAAUUAAAGGUUAGUUCAAAAGCAUUAAAAUUACCAGUAAUAUCAAAAUGGCAAUACGUUGGGUAUUAUAUAUAUACUGUUAACUUUAGGAAGAUGUAUCUUCUUAUGGUUAUAUUUUUGAACAAAAAUUGUUUUAUUUAUGCAUUAUAAUACAUGUAACACUAAAUAAAAUUUGAUAUGUUCAACUUACGGCAUUUUUUAGUUUAUAUUUUAUACAUAUUAAGUAAACUUAACAAAAGGUUAUUUCUAACAAAAUAAAAGUGAUACACAGAUUUAUAUACGUGUAUGUGAUGCAUUGAAUAUUGAUGAACAAACAUGUAUGUAUGUUAAAAUUCUGUACUGUUUUAGUCUUUCUAACUGUUAUCAUCAGUGCUCUCGCUAAAAAUUAAGUCUUUUUUUAUGAAACCGUAUCGGUAUCUAUCAAAUCUGUCGAGCAAAUGGUCACAAUUAUGAAGUAUAGAGCAAAUGUAUGCUAAAAUACCGCCACUGAAUGUUGUGAAAUACUUGAUAUACAUGUAGUUAUGCAACAAUUCAAUUUUUUUAUUUUUUGUUUUUAUUUAUAAAAUCAU
Messenger RNA from Magallana angulata, 1595 nucleotides. RefSeq lists its product as uncharacterized. NCBI's taxonomy places the organism in Eukaryota, Metazoa, Mollusca, Bivalvia, Ostreida, Ostreidae. The transcript is spliced from 2 exons. The record is from RefSeq and is a predicted model, not a curated record. Bases 450 to 938 code for a protein of 162 amino acids.